UUGCUAGUUUUAGCUGGUCUACCAAGCUUGGGCUCAACUGUUUGGGCCAGCUUAAAGUCAUAAGAACUAGACUGGGAGACCAAGCAAAUAUGCUUGGGUCAGUUUAUGCUAAAUUUUUGUUUCAUUAGGGUUUUAUAUGAUUUUGAAUGAUUCUUGCAUCGUGUAGCGGAGGUUAAUUUAAAUGUCUUUGUCUGGCUUGAUCGGGUAGAGCGUCUCGCUGCCGUAUCCUUGGCAACGGCUCGUGAUUCGCGGAUUAUCCUGAAGCAAGUUCAGAAAAAUUAAUUAGGUUUUUUUUUGUAUAUAUAUGAAAUAUAUAUAGGAAUAGCGUUUCAUUUAAAUAACACAAACCUGGCCUCACCAUGCUUUAGUUCGCCCAAAAUGAGGCAGAAUGCACCAAGUCACCGUUUACUUUCAGUGUAUGUCAAGAAAAUUAAAUGAAAGUGAAUGGUGACCGAGUCUUUUUCCGUGAGACACACGUCAUACAGGUUUGGAACUACGUCAGGGUGGCAAUUGUUUUUGGAGUGAACUGUACCUUUAAGUCCCUUUAAAACAUCUCUUAACAAAGUCGUCAAAGAUGUACGUUCAGCCGUGACCUUGGAUAUUCAAAUCGUCCGACCUCAAUUUGUAAAAUAAAAAAGCAGGACAACAAAAUCCUUUUUCCAGCUCCUAUUAUGCUCUUCCCUCGUCUGACAGAAAGGGAUUGUGAGGGAACUUUCUCCCGUAUGUCUCCCGGUAUAACCUCACAUUCCUCGAACUUGAGCGGGAAAAGGGCAAUUCGACCACCGCCGCUCUCGCUACUAGUUAAACCGGUGACCAGCCGAAGAGCACUAACUAGUUGUGUCGGGAAACUAUGGGAUGGAUUGCCAUGGCAACCGACCAGACGUCACAAUCUGGGCAUGUGUGUUCCAUUUUUGUCUCUUUCUUAUUUUCAGACUGGAGGAUUUGGAUAGAGAAGAGGGAGAAAGGGAAAGAUUUUUUUUUUUUUAAACUGGGCAGCCAUCUUUUAUUUUAUUGAGAGCAUAUUAAAAGAAAAUUAGCCUCACCUUCAUUGGACGUCUCUUCUGAAGCUGAAAAUCUGAGCAUUCAGAGGGUUAAGUUUCAGGACUUUAUUCCUGUAUCUCGGAUGUGAUUUUCUUGUUAUGCGGUAAAGAUGCCCGGAUCGCUAAGCAAUGAAGAUGAGGGGCAAGACGAUAUGGAUUUUGAGGACGACGUGCCAGAUGAGGAUGAGGAAGGUGAACGUCGGAGGAGUGUUCCCCUGUCACACUUAGAGAGGUUCUUCUCUGAGGAUGAUUCGGUUAAACAACAUAAGAAGAAGAAACCCAGCAAGAUAAUGGAGGGAAAGGAGCCCAAAGUUAAGAAAAAGAAGAAGAAGGAGGGGAUUCCAAGUGGGCUAGAUGAUAUGUCAGACAGAGAGGAUCAUGGUCACAGGUCAGGAAGUGAGAGCAGCACCUACAGCUCCCUGAAGAAGAAAAAGAAAAAGCCCAAAGAGAAGAAGGAGAGGAAAACAAAACAGAGAAAGAAAGAUGAUGAUGAGGACGACGAUGAGGACGAUGAUGGAAACUUAAAGGAGCCAAAGUCAUCCAGUCAGCUGAUGCAAGAGUGGGGUCUUGAAGAUGUGCUGUAUGCCUUCUCAGAGGACGACUAUAAAACCAUCACCAACUACAAAGCCUUCAGCCAGUUUCUUAGGCCCCUCAUUGCCAAGAAGAACCCCAAGAUCCCCAUGUCAAAAAUGAUGACGGUGCUUGGAGCAAAGUGGAGAGAGUUCAGUGCGAACAACCCUUUCAAAGGCACCUCUGCAACUGCUGUAGCGGCUGCCGUAGCUGCUGCUGUGGAAACUGUCAAUGUGGCUCCGCCCAUCUGUAUUAGAAGUAUCCAACAGAUCUCACCAUCUGGCCCAAUCAAAAAAGCCAAAACCAAAGAGGGAAAGGGGCCUGGUGCUAAAAAAAAAAGUAAGCCAGUGAAAGAAACAAAAAAGAAAGGGAAACCGAAGAAGUCCAAAUCAAAAGCAGGCCAGGGUGGAAAAAGGAAAAAAGGCUCUUCGAGCGAGGAGGAUUUCUUGGAUGACUUUUCAGACUUUGAUGACAUCAGCAUUCACAGUGCCUCUGUACGCUCAGACACUUCAGCGGCACCCAAAAAGAAGUCAGCCCGCCGAGGACGAAAAAAAAGAAAAAGUUUCUCUUUAAACUCCAUGGUUAAUGUAGGAGAGGAUGGAGACGGCUACGAGACAGACCAUCAAGAUUACUGUGAGGUUUGUCAGCAGGGAGGAGAGAUCAUUCUAUGUGACACCUGUCCCAGAGCAUAUCACCUGGUGUGUCUGGAUCCAGAACUGGAGAAAGCCCCUGAAGGCAAAUGGAGCUGCCCCCACUGCGAAAAAGAAGGCAUUCAGUGGGAGGCCAAAGACGACGAGGAGGAGGAAGACGAGGUUGCUGGUGAGGAGGAAGAUGACCACAUGGAGUUCUGCAGAGUGUGUAAGGAUGGAGGAGAGCUGCUGUGCUGUGAUACCUGCCCUUCCUCCUACCACAUCCACUGUCUCAACCCACCACUUCCUGAAAUUCCCAAUGGAGAAUGGCUGUGUCCACGAUGCAUGGUGAGAAACGUCUGCAUAGUGUCCCCACUAAAAGGGAAGGUCCAGAAGAUUCUGCACUGGGCGUGGAGCGAUCCUCCUCUACCACCUGAGGUUCCUCUUGGGCGAGAUGGAGAGAAGGUAGACGGUUUGGCCAAAAUACCGCUGAAGGGUCGUCCAGAGAGGCAGCUGUUUGUGAAAUGGGCUGGGCUGUCCUACUGGCACUGCUCCUGGGUCAGCGAACUACAGUUGGAGCUAUAUCACACAGUAAUGUACCGUAACUACCAACGGAAGAACGACAUGGACGAACCACCACCAUACGACUAUGGCUCUGGGGAGGAGGAACUUAACAGCGAGAAGAGGAGGAGCAAAGACCCUCAGUAUGCAGCCAUGGAGGAACGAUUCUACCGUUACGGCAUCAAGCCGGAGUGGAUGAUCAUUCACCGGAUCCUCAACCACAGUUUUGAUAAGGAUGGAGAUGUACACUACCUGAUUAAGUGGAGAGAUUUGCCGUAUGAUCAGUGCACCUGGGAGGCUGAUGACUUUAACAUCCCAGAUUAUGACAGCUUUAAACAAGCCUACUGGGACCACAGGGAUCAGAUGCUCGGUGAAAGCCAUCACCCCCUGCUGUUCAGAAAGGGAAAGAGACUCAAAGAGGAAGUAAAGAGGAGAGAACCUCCACCAGAUACUCCAGUUGUGGAUCCUACCAUCAAGUUUGAACAGCAGCCGUGGUACAUUGAUGACACAGGGGGAACUUUGCACCCAUACCAACUGGAAGGCCUGAACUGGUUGCGAUUCUCUUGGGCCCAAGGAACCGACACAAUCUUGGCUGAUGAAAUGGGGCUUGGCAAGACUGUGCAGACAAUAGUGUUCCUGUACUCACUCUACAAAGAGGGUCACUCCAAAGGGCCGUUUCUGGUCAGUGCGCCACUCUCCACCAUCAUCAACUGGGAGAGAGAGUUUGAGAUGUGGGCUCCGGAUUUCUACGUUGUGACUUACACAGGGGACAAAGACAGCAGGGCUGUCAUACGUGAGAAUGAAUUUACCUUCGAGGACAGCACCGUCAAAUCAGGUCGCAAGGUUUUCCGCAUGAAGAAGGACGCACAGAUAAAGUUUCAUGUCCUGCUGACGUCAUAUGAACUGAUCACCAUUGAUCAGGCAGUACUUGGCUCCAUUACCUGGGCCUGUUUGGUUGUGGAUGAAGCCCACCGACUGAAAAAUAACCAGUCAAAGUUUUUCAGAAUUCUGAAUGGCUACAAAAUCUACUAUAAGCUGCUCCUGACUGGAACCCCUUUGCAGAACAAUCUGGAAGAGCUUUUUCACCUGCUCAACUUUCUCACCCCAGAGCGCUUCAAUAACCUGGAGGGCUUUCUGGAGGAGUUUGCGGACAUCUCGAAAGAGGACCAGAUUAAGAAACUACACGACCUGCUGGGGCCACACAUGCAGAGACUGAAGGCAGAUGUGUUUAAAAACAUGCCGGCAAAAACUGAGCUUAUAGUGCGAGUAGAGCUCAGCCCAAUGCAGAAGAAAUACUACAAGUUCAUUUUAACACGUAACUUUGAGGCAUUGAAUUCCAAGGGAGGAGGGAACCAGGUGUCUCUUCUUAACAUCAUGAUGGACUUGAAGAAAUGCUGCAACCAUCCCUACCUGUUUCCAGUGGCUGCAGUGGAAGCUCCGGUCUUGCCCAAUGGUUCUUAUGAUGGCAACCUCCUGGUGAAAUCCUCAGGAAAACUCACCCUGCUUCAGAAGAUGCUCAAAAAACUGAAAGAUGAAGGGCACAGGGUUCUCAUCUUCUCUCAGAUGACAAAGAUGCUAGAUCUGCUAGAGGACUUCCUGGAGUUUGAGGGGUAUAAAUACGAGCGUAUUGAUGGGGGCAUCACAGGGGGGCUGCGUCAGGAGGCCAUCGAUCGCUUUAACGCACCCGGGGCUCAGCAGUUCUGUUUUCUGCUGUCUACACGUGCUGGAGGUUUGGGUAUCAAUCUGGCAACCGCAGACACAGUGAUCAUAUAUGACUCUGACUGGAACCCACACAAUGAUAUUCAGGCAUUUAGCAGGGCACAUCGUAUCGGGCAAAAUAAAAAGGUGAUGAUCUAUCGCUUUGUAACUCGGGCAUCCGUAGAGGAGCGUAUUACCCAAGUAGCCAAGCGAAAGAUGAUGCUAACCCAUCUGGUGGUGCGUCCCGGCUUGGGCUCUAAGACGGGCUCCAUGUCCAAACAGGAACUAGACGACAUCCUCAAGUUUGGCACUGAGGAGCUUUUUAAAGAUGAUGUGGAAGCCGCCAGAACGAUGGGUGAGCUGAAGUGGUUUAAGAUAACACUUUGUGGAUUCCAGUAGUUCAUGUCCUAAAUCUCUUCAGCAGGAGAUAAUAAAGAAGGAGAGGAGGGCAGUGUGAUUCACUACGAUGAUAACGCCAUUUCCAAACUGCUGGACCGUAGCCAGGAUGCCACCGAGGACACAGAGAUCCAGAACAUGAACGAGUACCUGAGCUCAUUCAAGGUGGCUCAGUAUGUUGUGAGAGAGGAGGAUGGAGAGGAGGAGGUCCAGAGGGAGAUUAUUAAGCAGGAAGAGAAUGUUGAUCCAGACUACUGGGAGAAGCUCUUGAGGCACCAUUAUGAGCAGCAGCAGGAGGAUUUGGCCCGGAACCUGGGCAAAGGGAAACGCAUCCGCAAACAGGUCAACUAUAAUGACGCCUCUCAGGAGGACCAAGAGUGGCAGGAUGAUCUUUCAGAUAAUCAAUCUGAGUACUCCGUCGGGUCCGAGGAUGAAGAUGAAGAUUUUGAGGAACGUCCUGAAGGAGGACGCAGACAAUCUCGCAGACAGCUGAAGAGCGAUCGGGACAAACCAUUGCCACCGUUGCUGGCUAGAGUUAGUGGAAACAUAGAGGUUUUGGGAUUUAACGCCCGGCAGCGGAAAGCCUUCCUGAAUGCGAUUAUGCGCUGGGGUAUGCCCCCACAAGAUGCCUUCAACUCUCACUGGCUGGUCCGUGACCUGAGAGGAAAAAGUGAGAAGGAGUUCAGGGCUUAUGUAUCUCUGUUCAUGAGGCACCUGUGUGAGCCAGGGGCAGAUGGAGCAGAGACAUUUGCAGAUGGAGUCCCGAGGGAAGGCCUAUCCCGCCAACAUGUUCUCACCCGGAUCGGUGUCAUGUCUCUCGUCCGCAAGAAGGUUCAGGAGUUUGAGCAUGUGAAUGGGAAGUUUAGUACACCAGAUUUGAUUCCUGUGGGAUUGGAGCUGAAAAAACUUACUGAAAGUGUCUCAUCGGACCCCAAUACACCUGUUCCUGCAAGUCCGGUUCCAACUCAACCCAGCACACCUGUUCCUUCAGAAAAGACAGAGUCAGUGUCCGGUUCUCAAGAAGACAAGGAGAUUACAGAACCAGAGAGUACCAAAUCGCUGGACCCUGAGCAGCCAGUAAUGCCAGAACCCUCCACUGCACCAGAGAAAACCAAUGAGGGAGAAGAACCAAAAAGCGGAAGUCCAGAUGCAAAAGGAAUGGAAGAGAGCGAGAAUAAUGACACCCCUCUUGUCCAUUCAGAGCCAUCAUCCAAUCAAGCACAGCCACCCAAUAAACCUAGUGAGCAGUCAGCCAAUCAGACACCUUUAGACUGUGGUAAAGGGAAAGAAACUUCUCCGGAGAGAGGGGAAAAUAAACCCAGCCCAGCAAAAAUAGAUGAUAAGGAGCAAAAACCAGUUUCUACAGCCAUUCCUGAUGAUUUCAAAACUGAAGACCCCCCUGAGAGCCAUCUGAAUGGAGAGAAAGACACGAGGGAUGACGUGGAUGAGAGCCACAGAGAUGACAAGAACAGCAUCAAGACUCGUUUCAUGUUUAACAUCGCAGAUGGAGGAUUCACAGAAUUACACACGCUGUGGCAGAAUGAGGAACGCGCAGCUGUGUCAUCUGGCAAAAUGUACGACAUCUGGCACCGUCGCCAUGACUACUGGCUGCUAGCUGGCAUCGUAACACAUGGCUAUGCCCGCUGGCAGGACAUUCAGAACGACCCACGGUACGCCAUCCUCAAUGAGCCUUUCAAGACUGAAAUGCACAAAGGGAACUACUUAGAAAUGAAGAAUAAAUUUCUUGCCAGACGUUUUAAGCUCCUGGAACAGGCUUUGGUAAUUGAGGAACAGCUUCGGCGCGCAGCAUACCUGAAUAUGACUCAGGAUCCCAGUCACCCCGCCAUGGCCCUCAACACACGUUUCUCAGAGGUGGAGUGCUUGGCUGAGUCCCAUCAACACCUCUCCAAAGAGUCACUGGCUGGUAACAAGCCCGCCAAUGCUGUGCUGCACAAAGUGUUGAAUCAGCUGGAGGAGCUGUUAAGCGAUAUGAAGGCUGAUGUGACGCGGUUGCCCUCCAUGCUUUCGCGGGUCCCACCCGUGUCCGCCCGGCUCCAGAUGUCAGAGCGAGGCAUCCUCAGCAGACUCACCAGCCGGGGCAACGAGCCGCCACCUCAGCAGCCUUUCCCUCAGGGCUCUUUCAGCUGUUCUCAGAUGUAUAAUAGCGGUUUCGCCGGAGGGUUCCGUGGACCUGGAGGCACUGCGAUGGUGAACUACAGUCAGAUGCCCCUGGGGCCGUACGUCAGCGUGUCCUCAAACGGUCCUCCAGCCCCAGCCAGCCUCCUGGAGAAGAAGUCCAGUGAUGCUCUGCGAGAUGUGGCCACCCCUGAUUUAAAAUCAGGCAAACCUAGCGAUGUUAUAUGCAUUGAGGACUAGCACGCAGCCGUUCCGUCCUCUUUCUGUACAAUACCUACAGACAAAACCAUGGAGAACUCCUCCAAACUAUGAAUAUUAAACAGCAAACCUUAUCAGUUGCACUUUUGUCUUUCAGAAUCUGUACUUGUACGCGCCUGUAAGUUUUAUUCAGUAGAGUUCAGUUUCUCUUUCAUUCUUUUUUAACUUCUGCGAUAUGAAAGUCUUGAUCGAUUAAGGAGAGACUAAGGACGCUUAUGAAGAGGGCACCAUAGUUCUGACAGUCCUCUGAGUGUUUUUUUUUUUUUUUUAAUUAGAAUAAUUAUUUUUACAUCAUGGCUUGUUUUUCUUGAUGGCCAUGAAGGACAUUUUCAUCUCUGCUAAUGUUGAGCCAUCUGGAGGUGCUACUAGUUAGUUCCUGGCCAGUUCAAGGACCGGACGUCCCACCUCUACAGCCUGUGCUUUGCUCCUGGCUCUGCUCAUGGAUUGCGUAUUGUUGCUGCCUCUGCAGGUUAUUGCUGUGUAGUGCAUCUAAACACAGAAUAGUGCAAUGACUGUCAUUUUCUCUGGAAAACAUCAGAUGAUUUUACAGUAUGUCACCACUAAUGUUUGCUUUUUGAAUUGUGCUGGAUUGUUUUUUAGUUUACAUUCCCCUUUAAAAAGAAAAGGAGUGUUGACCAUGUUGGUUAAAAGGUGCUCUCAGUAUAAUUUUUUUAAUUUUGAAAAAAGUUUUGAAACUCAUUUAAAACAGUGUACACUUAAAAUUAUCAGUAGCCUAAGGAAAAGCUUAUUUACAUAGAGUGGGGCUGCCUCGUGUUAGAUCACAUGACCCACUAAAUAAUACUUACUAAACAAAAAUUACAGAUUGCACCUUUAAAGGAUAGAGCAGUAUUAAAUCAAUGGCAAAUGGAAUGUUUCAUGAACUAUGAGCUGAUACUUUGAAAAUCUUGAAAAAAGUAAACACAACUUAAAUGGAAUGUUUCAUUUGCAACGUGAACUCUAUUCACAUCAUCUGGCAAGCUGUUGAAUACCGCAAAAAUAAUUUUGAUAUGUCCCUUGGUUUGUAAAAAAAAACAAAACAAAAUGCAUUUACAGUAGUUAAUUUGCAAUUGAAAUAUAUGGGGUAACUGUACAGACUUAACAUGGAGCAAACUCUGCCCGUAAUUUUAUAAGCCUGGAAUCUUUGGUAACAUAUCGCAGUCUCACAAUUCUGUAUAUUCAGUUGUUUUAUAUAAAUUCAAUUUAAUUUAAUUUCAUUUUAACUUUUUAAAUGUUUACAUUUUGCUGAAUAAGUCAUGUAGGUGCUUCAACAUAAUACAAGUUUCACAUUUCUGGUACAAUGCAUUUUUGUAAAGACAUUUUGUUUGAUUUUACAAAGUGAGGGACAAGCCAAAAUUGUAUUCUAUUAUUCUAUUAUUAUUAUAUUAUAUUCAUACAAUCAGCAGCAUGUCUGGAAUUUUUCUGUUUUUAAUUUCUGGAAUUCCACUACACAGGGAUAUUUGUGCAUUGUUUUUACCAUGUUCCUGAAUUCCUCACAUUCUGAUGCUUACAAUUUGUAAACUUAAUUCUCUACAUUUUGUAUUAUUAUUAUCACAUCCUUUUAUUGUCAGAUGCAUUUUGCUUGACAUUUUGUGAAUUGCUGAAAACUUGGACCCUAAGUGCGUCGGUUUUACUAAGCCAAGCUUAUGGAUAGUAUUGACAUGAUAGUUCUGGUGCCAUAAGUGGUGUGGAUAUGGAUUGUUUUUGUUUCAAUUUGAAAUAAUAUGCCUUGUGUAACUGUGUUUUUAAGCAGCGCACUUUAUAUGGAGAUCAGAUGUGACCAUAGAGACGGCAUCUCCUAUGGGCCAUUUCAAACACAGUAGAAACCUAACUUGUAUACUCAGUUUCAGUCUGUGGUAUAAGUCAUGUUAAUUAAUGUAGAUUAAGUAUUUUGUUUGUUUUCUGCAUCUCAGCAUCAGUGUAAAUGGCUCUAAAUUCUCAUGGCUGACCGUAAACGUGAUCAUAGCUUCUUUUGCAGUAGUUUUAACUUAAGGGGUUCAAGAUGAUGAUCAUUUUUGUGUAAACUAUGAAUGUGGAAAAAAAAAAAAAAAUGCAGUUAGAGGUUCACACACACACUUGCGCUAGAAAAAAAAAACUCAGAUGAUUUCAGUGAAACACAAAGACAGCCUCAAGAGUCAAGGGACCUUAAAUCCAAGAUUAUAAAGAGAGAGCCAGCAGCAUAAAAUGUGUUGUGAAAUUAAGUUUUGUUUUAAUCCUGUGUGAUGAGUUUACACCAUUUCAUUUGUACUUUUUAUCACAGUAUUGAUAUUGACAUUAAGCUCCAUUUAAUUGCAGUCAAACUGAAGCCAAAAUGAAUGUAUGAAGUAUUUAAAAAGCUUCAGUCUAAUAUUAGAAGUCUUUUCAUUCAAGUACACACUAGGCUUCAAAAGCUACCAAAAGACCCUGGUCAAGACACCUUUGUUGCAAUGAACGCACAGCAUGUGAGAUGUCUUCAGAUUACUUUGGACCAGAGGGAUCUUUGUCUUGGUUUCUAAACAGCUGUGAGAAAAACAGUAAACGGUAUUGUUAUUCUGCAGAGAUAAGAAUAUGGAAAAAAGAUAGGUGAACUACCAUCAUUUCACUUUGUACUCAGUGUAUUUGUUUAAUGUUUUAAUAAAUCCUCUC
This is a messenger RNA of Onychostoma macrolepis, 9910 nucleotides long. It is a transcript of the gene chd5, whose product is annotated as chromodomain helicase DNA binding protein 5. Gene Ontology annotation, cellular component: chromatin; nucleus; NuRD complex. Gene Ontology annotation, biological process: negative regulation of transcription by RNA polymerase II; chromatin remodeling. Gene Ontology annotation, molecular function: ATP-dependent chromatin remodeler activity; chromatin binding; histone binding. The record is from RefSeq and is a predicted model, not a curated record. Lineage: Eukaryota; Metazoa; Chordata; Actinopteri; Cypriniformes; Cyprinidae.